AUGAAAAAAUACAGAGAACUAUUUAAAGACUCAACUGAGUCAUCAAAAAUUGAACCAAGUAAUACAUCAGGCUUGAAAGAUCUGAAAGUAGAUUAUGGCACAGUUUUCAAAUCUUUCGAAGCAUCAUUUCUUAUACUUAAUCCUGACAGUAGUAAAAAUGAUAAAAUGUUAUACUGCCUCAAAGCUAUUAUCAAAAACUGCCUAGAUAAAUUGCCAAUUAAUAAUAAAGAAGUGUUAAAUUAUAAUGAUAAUAAACCAGAUGAUGAUAAGCCAAAUGAUGAUAAGCUAGAUGAUAGUAAGCCAGAAGAUUAUGAGCUAGACAAUAAUAUGCCAGAUGAUUAUGAAAUAAAUGAUAAACUGAAUUAUUAUAAUAAAAAUAUUUGGAAUAUAGAUGCCUAA
Messenger RNA from Cetraspora pellucida, 399 nucleotides. NCBI's taxonomy places the organism in Eukaryota, Fungi, Glomeromycota, Glomeromycetes, Diversisporales, Gigasporaceae. The record is from the annotation of a GenBank genome assembly.